Pogona vitticeps (central bearded dragon) is the source of this 1870-nucleotide messenger RNA. The record is from RefSeq and is a predicted model, not a curated record. Lineage: Eukaryota; Metazoa; Chordata; Lepidosauria; Squamata; Agamidae.
UCAUUGAGCCGACAAGACAGGGAGGGAAAAUGUCCGGGCUUUCAAGAAAAGCAAGUCUGUCUCUGCCAGUUAUCCCGGCGAGAACAACUGCUCCUCUGUUUGGCCGUCCUCUUACGGCAAAGGACCUCCAGAAGCCGAUGGUGGCGGAUGUCCCGCUUUGCAGGCAGAAAGUCUGGAGCCUAAAGGCCACGGGUCUCUGGGACUCAGCGCAGGUGUGAGGAGGUGCUAGGCGGUUCCCGAAGAGGCUAGAGAGAAAGCGCAGGAUGAUGUCCGAAGCAGAUUCCGCUAAGGCGUGCGGGUGAACUAGACCGCCACAUGGUGGCUCGACCUUCGAGGAGCCAUGGAGCACAUCAAGAAAACUGUGGAUCGGGCCCGGGCGGCUUUCAACACUGGCAAGACACGCCCUGUGGCCUUCCGGAUCAAUCAGCUGAAGGCCGUGAAGAGGAUGAUGGAGGAGAGAGAGCAUGAAUUAUUUGCUGCCCUCAAGAAAGAUCUCCAUAGGAGCGACUACACCAGCUACGCUCUGGAGAUGGCGCACCUGCUACUGGAGAUUGACCAGAUGGUGGAGAAGGUCCCUGAGUGGGCGGCCCCUGAGCAUGUGCCGAAGACCCCCGCCACCCAUGCUGACGAGACCUACAUCGUCUAUGAGCCCCUGGGGGUGGUUUUGGUGAUCGGGGCUUGGAACUACCCAAUCAUCCUGGCUUUGCAGCCCAUGAUCGGGGCCAUUGUGGCAGGGAAUGCCUGCGUGAUCAAGCCCUCAGAGAUCAGCGAACAUACCGGCCGGCUGUUGGCAGAGAUCAUCCCCCAUUAUCUUGACAAGGAGCUCUACCCGGUCAUCACCGGGGGCGUCCCGGAGACCACGGAGCUGCUCAAGCAGCGCUUUGACCACAUCCUCUACACCGGCAACUCUGCGGUGGGCCGGAUCGUUAUGGAGGCCGCGGCGAAGCACCUGACGCCGGUGACGCUGGAGCUCGGAGGAAAGAGCCCCUGUUACAUCGACAAAGACUGCGACCUGGAAGUCGCCUGCCGACGUCUCACUUGGGGCAAAUUUGUGAACGCUGGCCAGACCUGCAUCGCUCCAGACUAUGUGCUGUGCGAACCGUCCCUCCAGCAUAAAAUUGUGGAGCUUGUGAAAAAGACACUGAAGGAGUUUUACGGCGAGGAUCCAAAGAAGUCCAGCGACUAUGAGAGGAUCGUGAGCAAGCGGCAUUUCAAGAGGCUGAUGGGCCUCCUGGAAGGGCAGAAGAUCGCGAUUGGAGGACAGGCGGAUGAAAGCGAAAACUACAUCGCUCCCACCGUACUGGUCGACGUCAACCCGAACUCCAAGGUCAUGCAGGAGGAAAUAUUUGGCCCCAUCAUGCCCAUCAUCACCGUAAAAAACCUGGAGGAAGCCAUUCAUUUCAUCAACGAGAGGGAGAAGCCGCUCGCUCUUUAUGUGUUUGCCAAGGACAAGAAGAUCAUCGAAAAGAUGAUCUGCGAGACCACCAGUGGUGGCGUAACGGUCAACGAUGUCAUCAUGCAUGUGACUGUGGGCGGCUUCCCCUUCGGAGGGGUCGGUGAAAGCGGCAUGGGCCACUACCACGGCCGCUACAGCUUUGACACCUUCUCCCACCAUCGUGCCUGCCUGGUCCGGCCCCUGGGAUCGGACGCGGCCAACGCCACCCGCUACCCGCCCGCCAACCAGAAGAAGUUCGACUUCAUGCGGUCCUUGGCGGCUGCCAAGAAAUAACUUCGCCCUCGACUUCACGCCGGCCCUGCCUUCCGGCUCCUGGAAAGGAAAAGUCAAGAAAUGUAGGGAAAGGAUCCCGAGACGUGGAAGAAAUCAAUAUAAUUGUACCGUUACAAACCUAAAUAAAUAAACCUUUUUUGC